CACACACACACACAGCACCAGGGGUGAUGUCGAGCCGCCACUUGCGUCGCUUGCGUCGACUUCGCGGGGACAACCCCGAGACCGACCUUGCAGUUGAACCGGAGUCGGAGAGGACACACGCUGAUCAACAACAGGGGCAGCCAAGUGAUGGCGAUGAUGAUGGCAGCAACAGCAAUGACAGCGACAACGACAGCGACAGCAAAGGCGAAGCAGCCCCUGCCUCAACACCAGUCUCCUCCUCCUCCUCCUCCUCCUCCUCCAGAUUCCGCGCGUCAGUGGCGAACGGCACUGAUCCUUCUUCGCCCAAGCCUUCAGAAUGGCAGACGUCGAUGCCCAUGGAGCUGUUGAUCCGUGUGUUCAAGUUCCUGCCGCCACGUGAUGUUGCCUGCGCUGGGAGCACGUGCCGAUCCUGGUACCAUGCCGCGUUCACCACAACGACGAAAGCAGCCGAGGCGGCACCUGCUGCGUGCUUGCGCGUGCUCGAGACCUGCUCGGACUCCUCGAUCCUCUGGCGCUUCAAUAGCUUUGGCUACGAGAACGGCGAUGGCGAGCCCAUCGACUGCAACCCGGCACUCAUCAAGUUCCUGGCAUGCAGGGCACGGCGCAUGUACAUCGAGCAGGUGGACAUGGAGGGCUGCUGGAACGCCAACGAUGCGUUCAUGGGGUCGCUCGCCAGCACGCUGCCCAGCCUCCGCCGGCUCAACAUUGCCAAUUGCGGCGAGCUGACGAGCGCCAGCAUGCGGCAUAUUGGCGCCUUGAGGCAUUUGGUGGCGCUGAGCAUUCGCGGUCAGUCGCACUUCGCAGACGCCACCAUCGCCACUGCCCUGUCCAGCCUGAGAUCACUCGAGUUUCUGGACAUGGGCAACCUGCGGAUCCGUGAUGCUGUGCUGGCUGCCGUCGGCGCGUGCUGUCACCGUCUCAAGCACUUGUACCUGAAGGGCAGCAGCAACAUUACGGGCGCUGGCGUUGCCCACCUCGCCACGUGCACGCACCUCGUGUACCUCUCGCUGCGCAACUGCCACCGCGUGCCCAUUGCGGCGGUGCACGCGCUUGUAUCGCACCUCCCCGACUUGCACGUGCUCGACGUGCGCGGCUGCUGUGUGCGCGGGGACGGCGCAGACCUGCUGCCUUUCUUCAGCAACCCAAGCCUGCACCUCAUCUCCACACCCUCCAUCCUCUUGCAGAUUCCACUCACUUUCACCCUCGAGUCCCAGAACGACGGCUUUCGCUACAUCCGUGUGCGCCCCAACACCACGCCCGCUCGUGGUAGCGUGCCUGGAUAUGGCGAUGACGGUGAUGAUCAUGCGAGCGGCAAUGACACCACGGGUAACGUGGCCGUGUCUGACAGCAGUGCUCGUGCACCGGGCAACCUGCGACGCAAUAAUCCCAUCAGUAGCUCUGCCGCGACUACUCCAACUGGUAGUACUACUAGUAGUGGAACUACAAGUACGGCUACUCGAACUCCAGCUGCUCUAACUCCAACUCCAACUCCUGCUGCUACUGCUGCUACAACUGCGACGACUGCUGCAGCUGUCGCUGAUGAUGGCGACAGCUUUGACCCGACCGAAGGCGGCCCGCUCGAGCUGUACACAUAUCAGCUGGCGUUUGCGCCCGCACUCAAGUGCAAUCUCCCGCGCUGGUUCAAGUUCACGUGCAUGAUGUACACGACGGGGCAGCCUUGUGAUGGUGAUGGAGGCAGUGGUGAGGAUCAUAAUGGUGAUGAUGGUAAGGACCAUAGUGGUGAGGAUGGUGAUGGUAGUGGCGGUGGUGGUGAUGGCGAUGGCGAUCGUGCCAGCAUAAAUAGAGCGGACACGGCACGCAGGCCCCAUACGCACCGACACCACCAACAGCAGCAACUGCCGCCGCAUAAGAGGAGCAAGAGGACAACGGAGCCAUCAUAGCUGCCUGUGCUCGCG
Salpingoeca rosetta is the source of this 1916-nucleotide messenger RNA. RefSeq lists its product as uncharacterized. Gene Ontology annotation, cellular component: SCF ubiquitin ligase complex. Gene Ontology annotation, biological process: SCF-dependent proteasomal ubiquitin-dependent protein catabolic process. The record is from RefSeq and is a predicted model, not a curated record. The transcript has 2 exons. Bases 27 to 1901 code for a protein of 624 amino acids. Lineage: Eukaryota; Choanoflagellata; Craspedida; Salpingoecidae. Gene Ontology annotation, molecular function: protein binding.